Messenger RNA from Closterium sp. NIES-65, 8408 nucleotides. The record is from the annotation of a GenBank genome assembly. NCBI's taxonomy places the organism in Eukaryota, Viridiplantae, Streptophyta, Zygnematophyceae, Desmidiales, Closteriaceae.
AUGGCCAAUCGCUGCACUCACCGCCAAUCGCUGCACUCACCGCCAAUCGCUGCACUCACCGCCAAUCGCUGCACUCACCGCCAGUCGCUGCACUCACCGCCAGUCGCUGCACUCACCGCCAGUCGCUGCACUCACUGCCAGUCGCUGCACUCAAUGCCAAUCGCUGCACUCACCGCCAAUCGCUGCACUCACUGCCAGUCGCUGCACUCACUGCCAGUCGCUGCACUCACUGCCACUUGCUGCACUCACUGCCAGUCGCUGCACUCACCGCCAAUCGCUGCACUCACCGCCAAUCGCUGCACUCAUCGCCAAUCGCUGCACUCACCGCCAAUCGCUGCACUCACCGCCAAUCGCUGCACUCACCGCGAGUCGCUGCACUCACUGCCAGUCGCUGCACUCACUGCCAGUCGCUGCACUCACCGCCAAUCGCUGCACUCACCGCCAGUCGCUGCACUCACCGCCAGUCGCUGCACUCACUGCCAAUCACUGCACUCAACGCCAGUCGCUGCACUCACCGCGAGUCGCUGCACUCACUGCCAGUCGCUGCACUCACUCCCAAUCGCCGCACUCACUGCCAGUCGUUGCACUCACUGCCAGUCGCUGCACUCACCGCCAGUCGCUGCACUCACCGCCAGUCGCUGCACUCACUGCCAGACGCUGCACUCACCGCCAGUCGCUGCACUCACCAAGAGUCGCUGCACUCACUGCCAGUCGCUGCACUCACUCCCAGUCGCUGCACUCACUGCCAGUCGUUGCACUCACUGCCAGUCGCUGCACUCACCGCCAGUCGCUGCACUCACAGCCAGUCGCUGCACUCACUGCCAGUCGCUGCACUCACCGCCAGUCGCUGCACUCACCGCCAGUCGCUGCACUCACUGCCAGUCGCUGCACUCAAUGCCAAUCGCUGCACUCACCGCCAAUCGCUGCACUCACUGCCAGUCGCUGCACUCACUGCCAGUCGCUGCACUCACUGCCACUUGCUGCACUCACUGCCAGUCGCUGCACUCACCGCCAAUCGCUGCACUCACCGCCAAUCGCUGCACUCAUCGCCAAUCGCUGCACUCACCGCCAAUCGCUGCACUCACCGCCAAUCGCUGCACUCACCGCCAAUCGCUGCACUCACCGCCAAUCGCUGCACUCACCGCUAGUCGCUGCACUCACCGCCAGUCGCUGCACUCACCGCCAGUCGCUGCACUCACCGCCAGUCGCUGCACUCACCGCCAGUCGCUGCACUCACCGCCAGUCGCUGCACUCACCGCCAAUCGCUGCACUCACCGCCAAUCGCUGCACUCACCGCCAAUCGCUGCACUCACCGCCAAUCGCUGCACUCACCGCCAAUCGCUGCACUCACCGCCAGUCGCUGCACUCACCGCCAGUCGCUGCACUCACCGCCAGUCGCUGCACUCACCGCCAGUCGCUGCACUCACCGCCAAUCGCUGCACUCACCGCCAAUCGCUGCACUCACCGCCAAUCGCUGCACUCACCGCCAAUCGCUGCACUCACCGCCAAUCGCGGCACUCACCGCCAAUCGCUGCACUCACCGCCAGUCGCUGCACUCACCGCCAGUCGCUGCACUCACCGCCAGUCGCUGCACUCACCGCCAGUCGCUGCACUCACCGCCAAUCGCUGCACUCACCGCCAGUCGCUGCACUCACUGCCAGUCGCUGCACUCAAUGCCUAUCGCUGCACUCACCGCCAAUCGCUGCACUCACUGCCAGUCGCUGCACUCACUGCCAGUCGCUGCACUCACUGCCAAUCGCUGCACUCACUGCCAGUCGCUGCACUCACCGCCAGUCGCUGCACUCACUGCCAAUCGCUGCACUCACCGCCAAUCGCUGGACUCACCGCCAAUCGCUGCACUCACCGCCAAUCGCUGCACUCACGGCCAAUCGCUUCACUCACCGCCAAUCGCUGCACUCACCGCUAGUCGCUGCACUCACCACGUCGCUGCACUCACUGCCAGUCGCUGCACUCACUGCCAGUCGUUGCACUCACCGCCAAUCGCUGCACUCACCGCCAAUCGAUGCACUCACCGACAAUCGCUGCACUCAUCGCCAAUCGCUGCACUCACCGCCAGUCGCUGCACUCACCGCCAGUCGCUGCACUCACCGCCAGUCGCUGCACUCACUGUCAAUCGCAGCACUCACUGCCAGUCGCUGCACUCACUGCCAGUCGCUGCACUCACUGCCAAUCGCUGCACUCACUGCCAGUCGCUGCACUCACCACCAGUCGCUGCACUCACCGCCAGUCGCUGCACUCACCGCCAAUCGCUGCACUCACCGCCAAUCGCUGCACUCACCGCCAAUCGCUGCACUCACCGCCAAUCGCUGCACUCACCGCCAGUCGCUGCACUCACCGCCAGUCGCUGCACUCACCGCCAGUCGCUGCACUCACCGCCAGUCGCUGCACUCACCGCCAAUCACUGCACUCACUGCCAAUCGCUGCACUCACCGCCAAUCGCUGCACUCACCGCCAAUCGCUGCACUCACCGCCAGUCGCUGCACUCACCGCCAGUCGCUGCACUCACCGCCAGUCGCUGCACUCACCGCCAGUCGCAGCACUCACUGGCAGUCGCUGCACUCACUGCCAGUCGCUGCACUCACUGCCAGUCGCUGCACUCACCGCCAGUCGCUGCACUCACCGCCAGUCGCUGCACUCACUGCCAGUCGCUGCACUCAAUGCCUAUCGCUGCACUCACCGCCAAUCGCUGCACUCACUGCCAGUCGCUGCACUCACUGCCAGUCGCUGCACUCACCGCGAGUCGCUGCACUCACUGCCUGUCGCUGCACUCACUCCCAAUCGCAGCACUCACUGCCAGUCGUUGCACUCACUGCCAGUUGCUGCACUCACCGCCAGUUGCUGCACUCACCGCCAGUCGCUGCACUCACCGCCAAUCGCUGCACUCACCGCCAGUCGCUGCACUCACUGCCAGUCGCUGCACUCAAUGCCUAUCGCUGCACUCACCGCCAAUCGCUGCACUCACUGCCAGUCGCUGCACUCACUGCCAGUCGCUGCACUCACUGCCAAUCGCUGCACUCACUGCCAGUCGCUGCACUCACCGCCAGUCGCUGCACUCACCGCCAAUCGCUGCACUCACCACCAAUCGCUGCACUCACUGCCAAUCGCUGCACUCACUGCCAAUCGCUGCACUCACCGCCAAUCGCUGCACUCACCGCCAGUCGCUGCACUCACCGCCAGACGCUGCACUCACUGCCAGUCGCUGCACUCACUGCCAGUCUCUUUGCACUCACCGCCAAUCGCUGCACUCACCGCCAAUCGCUGCACUCACCGCCAAUCGCUGCACUCACCGCCAAUCGCUGCACUCACCGCCAGUCGCUGCACUCACCGCCAGUCGCUGCACUCACCGCCAGUCGCUGCACUCACCGCCAGUCGCUGCUCUCACCGCCAAUCGCUGCACUCACUGCCAGUCGCUGCACUCACUGCCAGUCGCUGCACUCACUGCCACUUGCUGCACUCACUGCCAGUCGCUGCACUCACCGCCAAUCGCUGCACUCACCGCCAAUCGCUGCACUCAUCGCCAAUCGCUGCACUCACCGCCAAUCGCUGCACUCACCGCCAAUCGCUGCACUCACCUCCAGUCGCUGCACUCACCGCCAGUCGCUGCACUCACCGCCAGUCGCUGCACUCACCGCCAGUCGCUGCACUCACCGCCAGUCGCUGCACUCACUGCCAGUCGCUGCACUCACUGCCAAUCGCUGCACUCACUGCCAGUCGCUGCACUCACCGCCAGUCGCUGCACUCACCGCCAGUCGCUGCACUCACCGCCAAUCGCUGCACUCACCGCCAAUCGCUGCACUCACCGCCAAUCGCUGCACUCACCGCCAAUCGCUGCACUCACCGCCAGUCGCUGCACUCACCGCCAGUCGCUGCACUCACCGCCAGUCGCUGCACUCACCGCCAGUCGCUGCUCUCACCGCCAAUCGCUGCACUCACUGCCAGUCGCUGCACUCACUGCCAGUCGCUGCACUCACUGCCACUUGCUGCACUCACUGCCAGUCGCUGCACUCACCGCCAAUCGCUGCACUCACCGCCAAUCGCUGCACUCAUCGCCAAUCGCUGCACUCACCGCCAAUCGCUGCACUCACCGCGAAUCGCUGCACUCACCGCGAGUCGCUGCACUCACUGCCAGUCGCUGCACUCACUGCCAGUCGCUGCACUCACCGCCAAUCGCUGCACUCACCGCCAGUCGCUGCACUCACCGCCAGUCGCUGCACUCACUGCCAAUCACUGCACUCAACGCCAGUCGCUGCACUCACCGCGAGUCGCUGCACUCACUGCCAGUCGCUGCACUCACUCCCAAUCGCCGCACUCACUGCCAGUCGUUGCACUCACUGCCAGUCGCUGCACUCACCGCCAGUCGCUGCACUCACCGCCAGUCGCUGCACUCACUGCCAGACGCUGCACUCACCGCCAGUCGCUGCACUCACCACGAGUCGCUGCACUCACUGCCAGUCGCUGCACUCACUCCCAGUCGCUGCACUCACUGCCAGUCGUUGCACUCACUGCCAGUCGCUGCACUCACCGCCAGUCGCUGCACUCACAGCCAGUCGCUGCACUCACUGCCAGUCGCUGCACUCACCGCCAGUGGCUGCACUCACCGCCAGUCGCUGCACUCACUGCCAGUCGCUGCACUCAAUGCCAAUCGCUGCACUCACCGCCAAUCGCUGCACUCACUGCCAGUCGCUGCACUCACUGCCAGUCGCUGCACUCACUGCCACUUGCUGCACUCACUGCCAGUCGCUGCACUCACCGCCAAUCGCUGCACUCACCGCCAAUCGCUGCACUCAUCGCCAAUCGCUGCACUCACCGCCAAUCGCUGCACUCACCGCCAAUCGCUGCACUCACCGCCAAUCGCUGCACUCACCGCCAAUCGCUGCACUCACCGCUAGUCGCUGCACUCACCGCCAGUCGCUGCACUCACCGCCAGUCGCUGCACUCACCGCCAGUCGCUGCACUCACCGCCAAUCGCUGCACUCACCGCCAAUCGCUGCACUCACCGCCAAUCGCUGCACUCACCGCCAAUCGCUGCACUCACCGCCAAUCGCUGCACUCACCGCCAGUCGCUGCACUCACCGCCAGUCGCUGCACUCACCGCCAGUCGCUGCACUCACCGCCAGUCGCUGCACUCACCGCCAAUCGCUGCACUCACCGCCAAUCGCUGCACUCACCGCCAAUCGCUGCACUCACCGCCAAUCGCUGCACUCACCGCCAAUCGCGGCACUCACCGCCAAUCGCUGCACUCACCGCCAGUCGCUGCACUCACCGCCAGUCGCUGCACUCACCGCCAGUCGCUGCACUCACCGCCAGUCGCUGCACUCACCGCCAAUCGCUGCACUCACCGCCAGUCGCUGCACUCACUGCCAGUCGCUGCACUCAAUGCCUAUCGCUGCACUCACCGCCAAUCGCUGCACUCACUGCCAGUCGCUGCACUCACUGCCAGUCGCUGCACUCACUGCCAAUCGCUGCACUCACUGCCAGUCGCUGCACUCACCGCCAGUCGCUGCACUCACUGCCAAUCGCUGCACUCACCGCCAAUCGCUGGACUCACCGCCAAUCGCUGCACUCACCGCCAAUCGCUGCACUCACGGCCAAUCGCUUCACUCACCGCCAAUCGCUGCACUCACCGCUAGUCGCUGCACUCACCGCCAGUCGCUGCACUCACUGCCAGUCGCUGCACUCACUGCCAGUCGUUGCACUCACCGCCAAUCGCUGCAAUCACCGCCAAUCGAUGCACUCACCGACAAUCGCUGCACUCAUCGCCAAUCGCUGCACUCACCGCCAGUCGCUGCACUCACCGCCAGUCGCUGCACUCACCGCCAGUCGCUGCACUCACUGUCAAUCGCAGCACUCACUGCCAGUCGCUGCACUCACUGCCAGUCGCUGCACUCACUGCCAAUCGCUGCACUCACUGCCAGUCGCUGCACUCACCGCCAGUCGCUGCACUCACCGCCAGUCGCUGCACUCACCGCCAAUCGCUGCACUCACCGCCAAUCGCUGCACUCACCGCCAAUCGCUGCACUCACCGCCAGUCGCUGCACUCACCGCCAGUCGCUGCACUCACCGCCAGUCGCUGCACUCACCGCCAGUCGCUGCACUCACCGCCAAUCACUGCACUCACUGCCAAUCGCUGCACUCACCGCCAAUCGCUGCACUCACCGCCAAUCGCUGCACUCACCGCCAGUCGCUGCACUCACCGCCAGUCGCUGCACUCACCGCCAGUCGCUGCACUCACCGCCAGUCGCAGCACUCACUGGCAGUCGCUGCACUCACUGCCAGUCGCUGCACUCACUGCCAGUCGCUGCACUCACCGCCAGUCGCUGCACUCACCGCCAGUCGCUGCACUCACUGCCAGUCGCUGCACUCAAUGCCUAUCGCUGCACUCACCGCCAAUCGCUGCACUCACUGCCAGUCGCUGCACUCACUGCCAGUCGCUGCACUCACCGCGAGUCGCUGCACUCACUGCCUGUCGCUGCACUCACUCCCAAUCGCUGCACUCACUGCCAGUCGUUGCACUCACUGCCAGUCGCUGCACUCACCGCCAGUUGCUGCACUCACCGCCAGUCGCUGCACUCACCGCCAAUCGCUGCACUCACCGCCAGUCGCUGCACUCACUGCCAGUCGCUGCACUCAAUGCCUAUCGCUGCACUCACCGCCAAUCGCUGCACUCACUGCCAGUCGCUGCACUCACUGCCAGUCGCUGCACUCACUGCCAAUCGCUGCACUCACUGCCAGUCGCUGCACUCACCGCCAGUCGCUGCACUCACCGCCAAUCGCUGCACUCACCACCAAUCGCUGCACUCACUGCCAAUCGCUGCACUCACUGCCAAUCGCUGCACUCACCGCCAAUCGCUGCACUCACCGCCAGUCGCUGCACUCACCGCCAGACGCUGCACUCACUGCCAGUCGCUGCACUCACUGCCAGUCGUUGCACUCACUGCCAGUCGCUGCACUCACCGCCAAUCGAUGCACUCACUGCCAGUCGCUGCACUCACCGCCAAUCGCUGCACUCACUGCCAGUCGCUGCACUCACCGCCAGUCGCUGCACUCACCGCCAGUCGCUGCACUCACCGCCAGUCGCUGCACUCACCGCCAGUCGCUGCACUCACCGCCAGUCGCUGCACUCAAUGCCUAUCGCUGCACUCACCACCAAUCGCUGCACUCACUGCCAGUCGCUGCACUCACCGACAAUCGCUGCACUCAUCGCCAAUCGCUGCACUCACCGCCAGUCGCUGCACUCACCGCCAGUCGCUGCACUCACCGCCAGUCGCUGCACUCACUGUCAAUCGCAGCACUCACUGCCAGUCGCUGCACUCACUGCCAGUCGCUGCACUCACUGCCAAUCGCUGCACUCACUGCCAGUCGCUGCACUCACCGCCAGUCGCUGCACUCACCGCCAGUCGCUGCACUCACCGCCAAUCGCUGCACUCACCGCCAAUCGCUGCACUCACCGCCAAUCGCUGCACUCACCGCCAAUCGCUGCACUCACCGCCAGUCGCUGCACUCACCGCCAGUCGCUGCACUCACCGCCAGUCGCUGCACUCACCGCCAGUCGCUGCACUCACCGCCAAUCACUGCACUCACUGCCAAUCGCUGCACUCACCGCCAAUCGCUGCACUCACCGCCAAUCGCUGCACUCACCGCCAGUCGCUGCACUCACCGCCAGUCGCUGCACUCACCGCCAGUCGCUGCACUCACCGCCAGUCGCAGCACUCACUGGCAGUCGCUGCACUCACUGCCAGUCGCUGCACUCACUGCCAGUCGCUGCACUCACCGCCAGUCGCUGCACUCACCGCCAGUCGCUGCACUCACUGCCAGUCGCUGCACUCAAUGCCUAUCGCUGCACUCACCGCCAAUCGCUGCACUCACUGCCAGUCGCUGCACUCACUGCCAGUCGCUGCACUCACCGCGAGUCGCUGCACUCACUGCCUGUCGCUGCACUCACUCCCAAUCGCUGCACUCACUGCCAGUCGUUGCACUCACUGCCAGUCGCUGCACUCACCGCCAGUUGCUGCACUCACCGCCAGUCGCUGCACUCACCGCCAAUCGCUGCACUCACCGCCAGUCGCUGCACUCACUGCCAGUCGCUGCACUCAAUGCCUAUCGCUGCACUCACCGCCAAUCGCUGCACUCACUGCCAGUCGCUGCACUCACUGCCAGUCGCUGCACUCACUGCCAAUCGCUGCACUCACUGCCAGUCGCUGCACUCACCGCCAGUCGCUGCACUCACCGCCAAUCGCUGCACUCACCACCAAUCGCUGCACUCACUGCCAAUCGCUGCACUCACUGCCAAUCGCUGCACUCACCGCCAAUCGCUGCACUCACCGCCAGUCGCUGCACUCACCGCCAGACGCUGCACUCACUGCCAGUCGCUGCACUCACUGCCAGUC